AUGGCAAGCGAGGCUUCCUCAACGGUAAAAGUGCCGCGUAUCGCAAUAGCAUUCUGUACGCAGUGUAAAUGGAAUCUGCGGGCGGCUUAUUACGCCCAGGAAUUGCUCCAGACUUUCAGCACCGGCAUCGGCGAGAUUGCCUUAAUUCCGGUGACUGGGGGCAUAUUCACAGUCACAGUUACGACGAGCCAUGUCAUUGACAAUUCUUCGCGCGCAACUGCUGCUUCGGAAGGAUCAGCGGAGCCGGCGAUGCAAGUGGCCGAUACGGUGAUCUGGGACCGCAAGACCGAAGGCGGAUUUCCAGAGACCAAGGAAUUGAAGAAUCGAGUUCGAAAUAUUAUCGAGCCCGGCAGAGAUCUUGGGCAUAUUGAUCGGAGCUUGAAAAAGGGGAGCUCCCAGCACGCCCGGUCAGCGGAAGGCGAAGCUGAAGCCAAGUCGAAGGUCAAUGUCAAACCGGAGCAAAAAAGCACUCAAGAGGAAUGCGACGACUGCAAAUGA
This is a messenger RNA of Cladophialophora psammophila CBS 110553, 498 nucleotides long. RefSeq lists its product as uncharacterized. The transcript is spliced from 2 exons. The record is from RefSeq and is a predicted model, not a curated record. The coding region runs from base 1 to 498 and encodes 165 amino acids. Lineage: Eukaryota; Fungi; Ascomycota; Eurotiomycetes; Chaetothyriales; Herpotrichiellaceae.